UCCUCUUCCUCGCGCGGAUAGUCGAGUUUUUUCUGGUCAGUUUUAUUGCAGCUUCUCAAUUCCUGCUGACUUCUCUCCAAAGAUGGCAGCCGCACGAGGAACGCUUGAAGUUCUUCUCGUUAGUGCCAAAGGCCUCGAGAACACCGAUUUUCUCUCUAAUAUGGAUCCCUAUGUCAUUCUCACUUGCCGGUCCCAGGAACAAAGAAGCAGUGUAGCAUCAGGUCAAGGAUCUGAACCAAAAUGGAAUGAGAGCUUUGUUUUCACAAUCAAUGAUGGUGCUUCAGAACUCAGUCUGAAGAUAAUGGAUAAAGAUACUUUCACCAAGGAUGAAUUUGUUGGAGAAGCGACCAUUCCUUUAGAGCCAUUGUUCAUCCAAGGAAGCCUCCCAUCAACUGCAUACAGUAUUGUCAAGGAUCAGGAAUAUUGUGGAGAAAUUAGAGUUGGCCUAACUUUCACCAUCGAGGGAGGCAGCAGUCGGGAGUGCUGCACAGAGGAAGUGAACUAUGGUGGAUGGGAAGAAUCAUCAAGAGAAGAGGAGAGCUAUGGUGGAUGGAAAGAAUCAUCAAGAGAAGAGGAGAGCUAUGGUGGAUGGAAAGAAUCAUCUUACUAGGAUCAACCUUGCCCUUUGUUGAUCCACAAUUACCUGUUGAUUUGCGGUUUGAAGUUUGCCCUCAUCCCACUUGGCUAAUGUAAACUGGCUUAUCAACCCUUCUUAAAAAAAAAAAAAAUUAAAAAAAUAUAUCAAGGACUAGUGGGCAUUGCACAUCAGCCCAGUAAGAUGAAUGUGGAAUGAUGGUGUAGUAUGUAAUCCACUCUUUACCUAAUGUUAGAAUAAACCAAGAAUAAGCAGUUUUUGAGUCAUUACAAUUCCGCUUUCAUGUCGUUGUGCCAUAAUUGGGUUGAGCCAAGUGUUUCUUCAGGUCAAAAAGCACCAAAUUUGAUGACUCAUUGAGACACUCGGCCAAACUUCCGAUAACCCCACAAAAUUUGAUUGGCA
This is a messenger RNA of Alnus glutinosa, 997 nucleotides long. Its product is annotated as elicitor-responsive protein 3-like. NCBI's taxonomy places the organism in Eukaryota, Viridiplantae, Streptophyta, Magnoliopsida, Fagales, Betulaceae. The coding region runs from base 83 to 610 and encodes 175 amino acids. The record is from RefSeq and is a predicted model, not a curated record. The transcript has 5 exons.